AUGCUUAAAGAAACUGUGCCACGCAAACCAGUUCUCAGCACAAACUACUUAUGCAAGAAUCUUCACGAGUGUAAAUCCAAGAAUAAAUCAAGAACCCACGCAGAAACCAAGACUCCCAAGAAGCACCCACGGAGAAGCCACGGGGAACCAAAGAAGCGCCACAGAAGCAACAAGAUUAAUCCAAGAAGUAUCCACACGGGGAUCCCACGAAAACCCAAGGAGAACCCAGAAACCCAAGAGGAACCCAGGAGGAACCCACGAAGCACCAAAAAGGAACCCACAAAGACCCGAAAAGAACCCACGAAGCCCAAGAGGAACCCAUGGAGCACGUAUAAGGAAGCCACCAAGAACCAACAAUACCACGAAGUCAAAGAGGAACCCACAAAGAACCCAAAAAGAACCCACGAACCCCAAGAAGACCCAAAAGAACCCACGAACCCCAAGAGGAAUCCCUAA
Molecule: messenger RNA, 456 nt
Organism: Penaeus vannamei (Pacific white shrimp)
Lineage: Eukaryota; Metazoa; Arthropoda; Malacostraca; Decapoda; Penaeidae
Source: RefSeq, a predicted model, not a curated record